Phoenix dactylifera (date palm) is the source of this 1160-nucleotide messenger RNA. RefSeq names its product syntaxin-52-like. Lineage: Eukaryota; Viridiplantae; Streptophyta; Magnoliopsida; Arecales; Arecaceae. Gene Ontology annotation, molecular function: SNAP receptor activity; SNARE binding. Gene Ontology annotation, cellular component: SNARE complex; endomembrane system. The record is from RefSeq and is a predicted model, not a curated record. Gene Ontology annotation, biological process: intracellular protein transport; vesicle fusion.
CCCUUCUCGGAUCUGAGGCCCCUGGCGAGACGGAAGCCAUUCGGCUUCUCUCCUCGUCUCCUCCCGCUUCGAGUUCGAUCUUCUCCUCCCCUCCGGAUUCGCCGACCACCAUCGAUCUCCCUCCAUAAUUCAUCGCGGCAUCUCGAUCUCUCACAGGCUUUUCACUAAGGUUAGUGAUGCUUGGGUUUAUGAUAAUCUGUGAUUGAGAAGGUUGAGGUACUUGGAGGCUUAUCUGAAGUGACCUUGAUGAGCGAUGGCGUCCUCUGUGGAUCCAUGGAUAAAGGAGUUCAAUGAAGCUUCUAAGCUUGCUGAUGAUAUUACUGUUAUGAUUUCUGAAAGUGGUUCUUUGCCCCCAUCUGGCCCAGAAACCCAACGCCAUACAUCUGCCAUCAGGAGGAAGAUAACAAUUCUUGGGACUAGACUAGAUACUUUGGAAUCCCUUCUGUCCAAGCAUCCCAGUACUCAGCCAAAAAUGCAAAAGGAGUUGCAAAAACGCCAAGACAUGGUUGCAAAUUUGAAAUCUAAAGCAAAGCAGAUGGCAUCUGCAUUGAACAUGUCCAGUUUUUCUAAGAGGGAAGACUUACUUGGACCAAGUAAAAAAUCAGUUGAUGAGAUAGAAAGAACUUCGGGGUUAGAUAACUAUGGUGUCGUUCAUUUACAGCGGCAGAUCAUGAAAGAACAAGAUGAGAGCCUUGAGAAGCUAGAGGAAACAGUGAUAAGCACAAAACAUAUUGCAUUGGCAGUCAAUGAAGAAUUGGAUCUUCAUACAAGACUAAUUGAUGACUUGGACCAACAUGUGGACUCAACAAACUCACGGCUUCAGAGGGUGCAAAAGAGACUGGCUGUUUUUAACAGGCGUGUAAAAAGAAGUUGCUCUUGCAAGUGCCUUCUCCUGUCGGUGGGCGCUAUUGUGAUUCUAGCUGCUAUAGCUUUCAUUCUCAUCAAAUACUUGUAAAAGUUUCCCUGGCAAUUUUCUUGCCAGUCACUCUUGUUUUGGUCUGAGUCUGCUCACCAAUCUGUAGCAUUCCAGGACACUGUCAUUUGUUAUGCUGGCAAUUGUUUUGUUUCCAGGAAUUGCGCUUCACUUAAAGAUGCUGUUGGAUAACCCAGUGCUACGUGUAUGUUUGAUUGCAAGACAAAAAUUUUUGUUUGUGGAGUCA